UUCAUCUACUCAUUCUGAUCAGUCUGAAGUUUUAAUGGUGGAUGUGGCAACAAGUUUGCCUGUUUUUUCCAACGAGGUGCUGACUUCAGAGGUUGCUGAAGACACUGUGGUGACCACUUCUGUAGCAAAUUCUGGAGAGAGGGUAGCAGUGCAGGUGGCAAGCCACUCCUCUGUCCAUGUAGCUUUGGGGUCUAAGCCUACAGACGAUCAGGCUGAACCAGCAACGGCUCCCUCACCCUCCUUGCAGGAUGAACAAGACCUCCCUGCCUUUGAUCAAGCUCCUCGGGGGUCCUGGCAGGCUGGCACUGGGGGGAAGGCCACCCCUCAUAUCUCAUCUAUCUUUAACGACAAGCCUGUGAUUGAAGCAGUUACUCAUAUGGAGCGAACAUCAGAAGAAGUAGUUAUCGCUUUUUCCGAUCACAUUGUUAGUCUUAAAGAGAUUGAGCAGUCACCACCAGAGAGUGCCAUUCUUAUAGAAAAGAGAGUCUCGGGCGGGCCUGAAAAAGCUGAGGGUUCUGCAGCACUUGCCCCAUUGGAGGAUGCAAACCAUCCCUCCGUGCAGGUGGAGGCAGAAGCAACCAUUCUGAUCUCCGACACCUCUCUGAAAGGCCUGCUUGCACAGUCCCUGAACCCAGAGGGCGCCGCCCAGGCCAUAGGCUCUCAGAGAUCUCUGCAUCUUGAAGUGGAGAUCAUUGCGCUAGUUCCCGGGCAGGAGGAGGACUUGGCCCCCCCGGAGGCGGAGGUCAGACCCAGGGGCUCUGGGGAAGCUGCCCAAGCCAGGCAGGAGGAAGACUCCGCCCCCCCGGAGGCAGAGGUCAGACCCAGGGGCUCUGGGGAAGCUGCCCAAGCCAGGCAGGAGGAAGACUCCGCCCCCCUGGAGGCAGAGGUCAGACCCAGGGGCUCUGGGGAAGCUGCCCAAGCCAGGCAGGAGGAAGACUCCGCCCCCCCAGAGGCAGAGGUCAGACCCAGGGGCUCUGGGGAAGCUGCCCAAGCCAGGCAGAAGGAAGACUCCGCCCCCCCAGAGGCAGAGGUCAGACCCAGGGGCUCUGGGGAAGCUGCCCAAGCCAGGCAGGAGGAAGACUCCGCCCCCCUGGAGGCAGAGGUCAGACCCAGGGGCUCUGGGGAAGCUGCCCAAGCCGGGCAGAAGGAAGACUCCGCCCCCCCAGAGGCAGAGGUCAGACCCAGGGGCUCUGGGGAAGCUGCCCAAGCCAGGCAGGAGGAAGACUCCGCCCCCCCGGAGGCAGAGGUCAGACCCAGGGGCUCUGGGGAAGCUGCCCAAGCCAGGCAGGAGGAGGACUCCGCCCCCCCGGAGGCAGAGGUCAGACCCACGGGCUCUGGGGAAGCUGCCCAAGCCAGGCAGGAGGAGGACUCCGCCCCUCCGGAGGCAGAGGUCAGACCAGUGGGCUCUGGGGAAGCUGCCCAAGCCGGGCAGGAGGAAGACUCCGUCCCCCCGGAGGCAGAGGUCAGACCCGUGGGCUCUGGGGAAGCUGCCGAAGCCUUGCACUCAGGUGCCUCAGUAACGCCAGAGAUCGAACCCGAAGGGGAGGCAGCACCUGCACCAGGUUUGAUGGAGCCAGCAAUAGCAACAAGCGAAGCAGGACAGCCACCACCAUAUUCUAACACGUGGACCCUUUACUGUCUAACUGAUAUGAAUCAACCAAGCCGCCCAUCACCGCCACCUGCACCUGGGCCUUUCCCCCAGGCCACCCUCUAUUUACCUAAUGCUAAGGAUCUGCAGAGUCCACCGAAAGUCACUUCUCCAACUUACGUGAUGAUGGACGACAGCAAGAAGGCCAGUGCCCCGCCUUUUAUCCUAGUAGGCGCCAAUGUCCAGGAAGCGCAGGACUGGAAGCCGCUUCCCGGGCACGCGGUCGUGUCCCAGUCAGAUACCCUGAAGAGAUACGCGACAGUCCAAGUGCCCAUUGCCGUUCCUGCAGAUCAGAAAUUCCAGAAACUCCCCCGACAUGCCCAGAGUGCUAGUCCUCCUUCCAGUGGACAAGAAGGUCCCCGGCCACAGAGCCCAGUUUUCCUUUCUCUCGCUAUCCCGGUAGAAGAUGUAGCCAAAAAGUGUUCAGGAUCUGGUGACAAACGUACCCCCUUUGGAAGUUACGGUAUUGCUGGAGAGAUAACCCUGACUACUGCCAAUGUCCGCAGAGCAGAACCCUAAUGCCACAGAUGCUGAAAACGAGGCUGUCUGAGUCGACGUUCAAGGUGGAGUCUGCCACCACGCGUAAUGUAUCAGUAAACUUCCUGCAGCAUAA
Myotis lucifugus (little brown bat) is the source of this 2261-nucleotide messenger RNA. RefSeq names its product calcium binding tyrosine phosphorylation regulated (gene CABYR). The coding region runs from base 35 to 2167 and encodes 710 amino acids. Gene Ontology annotation, cellular component: sperm fibrous sheath; cytoplasm. The record is from RefSeq and is a predicted model, not a curated record. The transcript is spliced from 3 exons. NCBI's taxonomy places the organism in Eukaryota, Metazoa, Chordata, Mammalia, Chiroptera, Vespertilionidae. Gene Ontology annotation, biological process: sperm capacitation. Gene Ontology annotation, molecular function: calcium ion binding.